Messenger RNA from Scatophagus argus, 15326 nucleotides. RefSeq names its product serine/threonine-protein kinase WNK1-like. The coding region runs from base 1393 to 9813 and encodes 2806 amino acids. Gene Ontology annotation, molecular function: chloride channel inhibitor activity; potassium channel inhibitor activity; ATP binding. NCBI's taxonomy places the organism in Eukaryota, Metazoa, Chordata, Actinopteri, Scatophagidae. Gene Ontology annotation, cellular component: cytosol; cytoplasm. The record is from RefSeq and is a predicted model, not a curated record. The transcript is spliced from 39 exons. Gene Ontology annotation, biological process: positive regulation of sodium ion transmembrane transporter activity; negative regulation of sodium ion transport; protein phosphorylation.
UUUGACGCGGCACGUCUGUGUGAAAGCCCUGCCGUCGCCUUGUCGAGUCAUCGCCAGAGAAGAGCAGAGAGCAGACGAAGCUGCUGUCCAAUGGCUUGAAAACUGGGAAUAACUGAGGAUCACAGCGGAUUUAUUGCGCCACACAAGCCAAGGGGAGUGAAACGGCGGCCACGGCAGCAGGCUGGAUGUCGAUACGGAUGAGGAUACAGCAUCUUUGAGUGAGACUGUUGCGUUUUUUGUUGCGGUUGCAGACCCGGACGCAGACAACACAAGAGACAGACAGAAAGAAGUACCAGAGCCGCCGCCGCCGCCGCGACACCAGCGAGCGAACUUGGCUUCUCUGCCCUGGGGGGAGGUGUCACGCUGCACGUAGCGCUCACCGCGUCGCCGCUCGGACCUUCCAGACGGAUAGGAUUGUCACUAAGUUAUGCUUUUGUAAAUAGCUUCUUUCUUCGGGAGGUUUCGGCAACCAACUGUGGCUUUAAUGUGACGCACUAUACUGACAUUAGUGCUGUGUGUGUCGGAGCGGACCCCCACUGCAGAGGAGUCGAAAGGCUUUUAAAUCAAGUUUUUACCUUCAUAUUUCCACGGUACCACUACAGCCCACACCGAUGUAACAGUCACAAGCACCGAAGCAGAUCAAGCUGGGCCAGGCUAGGCCAGGCUAGGCCCACCUAGCCUUCUGUCUGGCCUUAUCAGACAGGUCAGCAACCUCUCCAGGGAGUCUUGUCUUCAGCGAGCAGCGGUGGCUUCUGCCUGUUCUUACAGAGACCUGCAAGUAAAGCUGUAAACGGUUGGAUUCCAUUCAUAUUUUGACUUAUCAGCCUUUGGGAGCCCAUUGUGGUCUGGUAGAUCUCCAGUCCUUCCAUGUUGUGGUCAUCCCUCUCUGGAUGUUUGCAUCAGAAUGGAUUCGGGUGUUAACUUGACAGUUGUCAACUCAUUGCAGUACUUGCACCUCCCCUCUUUUCACUGCCAUUCGUCCUUUCCCUCCCCAGUCUUUAAGCAAAAGCCCCUUCCUCUCUCCUGGGGCUUCCCUGAGCCCUGUACGGAAUGGCCUUGUAGGAACUGUAGGUUGUGUUUUUGAAACAUUUGCAAAGAGGAAGUAUAGUUAAAAAAAAAAACCUUCCUAAAAACACCUAACGCAAAGUACAGAACACAAGAAAAUUGAUGCACUCAGUUGAUUGAUUUAUUCUCUGUAAUCCAUCCAUUUCUUUUUUCUUAGAGUUUGAGCAAAGUUAGAAGAGCUUUUCAUUUGAAAAAGAGGCUUGCUGGUCAAGAUUCAUUCUUGGAUACACACAGUUUACACAUAGACUGGUGUGAUUACUCACAUGAAAUAAAUACUUAUUUAUAACUAGAAAUUUUCUCUUUUGUGGUCUGAGCCCUUGGGGAGGAAUGUCUGAAAGCAAUAGCAGCGGCAAAGCGGUGAAAUUCAUUGCCCCGGUGUCCCCUCCUUCCUCUGUCUCUCCCAUACCAUCACCCCAGACCCCCCACAAAAAUGUGAACGGCUCUGCCAGUUCAGACUCGCAUGUGGUGGAGAAACUCAGCGGACACCCUGAGGUCCAACGUCGGCGCCACACGAUGGAUAGAGACUCUAAAACAGCCGAGCACCGCUUCUUCCGGCGGAGUGUCAUUUGUGACUCCAAUGCCACAGCUUUGGACCUGCCAAGCAAAGCAGCUGUGAUACUCACCUCACCUCCAGACUAUGAAGGGCCUCCCAUCUUUUUCCCUCCUCAGGCCUCCAGUCCUGGACUUGUACGAGAUUCUGAAGGUGGGGAGGUCCCAAGGGGUCCCUAUCUGCAAACAUCAACCCUUGAGCCCUGUCUUGGGCUUGGUGGGGCAGUUGCAGAUGGACAAAAUGCUGAAGAAAAUUUAGUUGUGGGAGGCAUCACGAUUGCAGGUCCUACCAGUAGCAGUGUUGAACACAGUACAGACGGGGUAGUAAAAGAGCCCAGCCUGACAGUAUUGGAUGUUAUUGACAAAACAACAGGCAAACAACCAGAAGUCAUAUUGCGUCCCAGGGGGUCAGAGAACACAGUACAAGUGGCAAAAGAUGGAAAAGCGACAGAACGCGUGGAGGAGGGUAGCGCCAGUAGUCCGAGCGAGGAGAAAGAGAGGGAGACGGAAGAGGAGAGGGGGUUAGCGAAAGCACGUGCUGAGCAGAGGGAGGCAGAGAAACGAGUGCAAGAAGAUAUAGAGGAGGUAGAGACAAAAGCUGUAGGGACUUCGCCGGACGGACGCUUCCUCAAAUUUGACAUCGAAAUUGGAAGAGGGUCCUUUAAGACUGUGUACAAGGGACUGGAUACCGAGACUACUGUGGAAGUGGCAUGGUGUGAGCUCCAGGAUCGCAAGCUGUCCAAGUCGGAGCGUCAGCGAUUCAAAGAGGAGGCCGGGAUGUUGAAGGGUCUCCAGCAUCCUAACAUUGUCCGCUUCUAUGACUCCUGGGAGGGACCUUGCAAAGGAAAGAAAUGUAUUGUUCUGGUCACUGAGCUCAUGACAUCUGGAACGCUCAAAACGUACCUGAAGCGUUUCAAGGUGAUGAAAAUCAAGGUUCUGCGUUCAUGGUGCAGACAGAUCCUCAAAGGCCUUCACUUCCUGCACACCAGAGCCCCGCCGAUCAUUCACAGGGACCUGAAAUGCGACAACAUCUUCAUCACGGGACCCACGGGCUCAGUGAAGAUAGGGGACCUGGGUUUGGCCACACUAAAGAGGGCCUCCUUUGCCAAGAGCGUCAUAGGAACCCCAGAGUUCAUGGCUCCGGAGAUGUACGAGGAGAAGUAUGAUGAAUCUGUAGACGUGUACGCCUUCGGGAUGUGCAUGCUGGAGAUGGCUACCUCAGAGUACCCCUACUCUGAAUGUCAGAACGCUGCCCAGAUCUACAGGCGUGUUACAAGUGGAGUGAAGCCUGGCAGUUUUGACAAGGUAGCCAUUCCUGAGGUGAAGGAAAUUAUCGAGGGCUGCAUCAGAACGAACAAGGAUGAGAGGUAUGCUAUAAAGAUCCUUUUGAACCAUGCGUUCUUCCAGGAGGACACGGGGGUCAGGGUUGAACUGGCAGAAGAGGAUGAUGGGGAAAUGAUUGCCAUCAAGCUCUGGCUCAGGAUAGAAGAUGUCAAGAAGCUCAAAGGCAAAUACAAAGACAACGAAGCCAUCGAGUUCUCCUUUGACCUGAACAAGGACGUGCCUGAAGAUGUGGCCCAGGAAAUGGUUGAGUCUGGAUAUGUCGCCGAGGGUGACCAUAAGACCAUGGCCAAGGCUAUCAAAGACCGCGUGUCUCUGAUCCGGAGGAAGAGAGAACAGAGGCAGCUGGUACGGGAGGAACAGGAAAAGAGAAAACUGGAGACUGAACAACAGCUGCAGCAGCAGCAGCACCAGGAGACCCUCAAACCUUCACAUGCACAGCCAGAGGCAGAGGAGACUGAAGUGGAACAACAGCAGCUUCACUAUCAUCAGACCGGCAUCUCACACACAUCUGAAGGAGGUUUGGACAGCGGCCAGUGCUCCUCAGUUCUCUCCUCGGACUCCCCCUACCUUGGUCAGCUGACCAUGUCGUACAGCUGCCCUCCCUCCACCCAUCCCCCCUCCCAGCCCCAAACCCCCUACCCCUCUGCCCCCUCUGCUACCCAGCAGCAGCAGCAGCAGCAACAGCACCCAGGCUACACCCAGCCGCCGCAGCCAAUGCCUGUGCUGCAUCGUCGUCGAAGUCGUAGCAUGUCUGUUUGCGUUCCCCCCUCCUCCUACUCCUUUUCCCAUGCUCCUCCUCCCCUGACUGUUCCUCCAAGUCAGCCCUCCACCCCUCCUCCAGACCUGUCCUCCUCAUCCUCCUUCACCGACCCCUGCAUGGUUCUUGCAGCAGAGAGAGACACGUUUGCUGGGCGUCUCUCCAAGGCCCUGGAGACAGUCCUGCCCCUACACUCUGCUUCCUCUCUGCCCAGGGCCAGGCAGCGGAGGGCCAGCCUACCUGCCCUGUUCUCCUCCUCUCAGCAUUCAAUGCCGCACCCCUACAGUGGAGGAGGAGCAGGAGGAGGAGGAGGGAGCAUCCCCCUCUCAGCUCUCCCAGACCCCACUACUAUUUUGUUCCCCUCCAUCCCUGAGCGGCCUAUUUCUUUCUCGCCUCCCCCCACCGGGCCUCCUAAGGCCUACAACACCCAGAGACGCAAGAGCACGUCCAUUCUGGAGGCUCACACCCGACACUUCCAGCCUGCCUACACUCGCUAUGGGAGCAGUCUGCAUCCCUUUUCUGGGAUGGAGGGAGUUGAGACCCCGUCUCUCUUUAUGGUGAAACCCAGUUUUGCAGCAGCUGCUCAAAGACUUGUUGGGGAGCCCCUGCAUCUCCCAGGACAGUCUGACCCAAGUAUGUAUGGCUAUAAAGACUUGAGAGCAGAGCAUGAGGAAGCAGUGAGGAGAUUAAGUCUGAAUCAAGCUGCCUUAUUGGACCAUUACGAAGCAAUGGCAUAUGGGGGAUACCCAAUGACUGCACACCAGCUUGGCCACUUGAGUUUCCAUCAGCAACGGCAAGCAGCAGCAGCAGCAGCAGCAGCAGCUGCUGCUAGUUUGGGUUUUGAUCCUGUUCCUCCACCUCAACCAGGGUUUUUGCACCCACACAUCAUGCAACGAAUGAGUGCACACAGCCCUGUCCCUCCACCCACUCCUAUGAGUGCGCCCCCUGGUGGCUCUGUUCCUCCUUCAUCAUCUGACGGAUGCUAUCCUCCACCACAGCAUGCUUCCCCUUCUGCUUUCUCCAUUUCUGCACCUCCAGUAAUGGCUGACACCCCACCACCAACUGGAAGUGUGUUUGAGUUUCAUUUAGCUGCAGCUGCCGCAGCUGCUGCUGGAGACCCAAGCUUACUGGCAUCCAGACUUUUCCGGGCCCGGAGGAGCUCCAUGGACCUCCCUCUGGAGGACAACACCGGAACUGGAUCGGGUGGUUCAGGCACGUACAGCCGUCUGCAGCCGGUGACUGAAGAACUGUACACAUACGUCAGUCCAGAGCUCCCCUUACCUCCAGGAAAUCUUCUACUUCACCACACAGGUUUAACCAUAAAAGACAGAAGUCCAGAACCUUCCAGUGACUCUUUGGCCUCCUCUGAUGCUGGAGAGUUCCAGUCACCUCCUCCCCCACCUCUCCUCCCUCCAUUUGACUCUUCAGCUGCUCAGUCUAUCCCUCACUCAUCCUCCACUGUGCUCUACGAUUCCUCUGGCGGAGUGUUUCCUAUAGAUCCCCAUGGACAUCCACCUUCCAUGCAGAGCUUUCUCCCUCCCACCCCAUCCACUGAGCUGCCUCCUGGGGGAGCAUCAUCAACUCAGCUUGAGACUCUGAUGCAGAGUGCCUGGGCCCGGCAUGGCGGUGUGGUGCCAGCUCAACCCGAUAUGACAUACCAUGAGUCACUGCUGGCCAUGCAGGCCGCUAACCCCACUCUGCAGCAGGUUCAGGCUCCCAUCCCCCAGCCCUCUGCAGGACCCCCUCUGGUCCCUGCCACCACCCAGCCAGCUCCUCCUGGGACUCCCCAGCAGGUUGUUUCAUCCAGUCAGAGCAUCACAUCAGUUCAGAGCCCCAUACAUGUGUCUCUGCCUCAGGCCUCUGCACAGCCCAGUGUAAGUCCGUCCACCAUUUCCUUGGUGACCCUGCCCACACCGACAGUGGUCGUGGCAUCCCCUCCCUCUCCUCUGCCUCUCCCUGCUGGGGUGGUGCCUACUAUGCCUACUAUUGCUUCCCCUCCACCUCCUCCUCCUCCUCCUCCUACUACUCCUGUGCCCACACCUGUGCCUCAGCCAUUGGCUACCGUGGUGCCAAUCAUCAGUGUAGUCACCGCCCCGCCUGAUACUCCCAUGGAAACCCCUCCCCAGUCUGCCUCUCAGCCUUCAGAGCUCUCCCAGUCUCAACUACAGCCACCUCAAGUUCUCUCAUCUAUAGAGAGUGGCCACUCUGAGAUGUCAGGUCUGAGCGACGGCAAUGAAGGUGGAGGAGGUCGCCAUGACGGUCGCUCCACCAAGAGACAUCAGAGGCGUUCUGUGCGAAGUCGAUCACGCCACGAGAAGCUCUCCAAGGCGAAACUCAAUGUUCUCAAUAUCUCCAACCGAGGAGACAGGGUAGCAGAGUGUCAGCUGGAGACGCACAACAGGAAGAUGGUGACGUUCAGGUUUGACCUGGAUGGAGACAACCCUGAGGAGAUUGCGCAGAUCAUGGUCCAGAGUGAGUUUAUCCUGGAGAGUGAGAGGGAGUCGUUCAUCGAGCAGGUCAGGGAGGUGAUAGAGAAUGCUGAUGAGAAGGGUCUGGAGAGAGACACAAGCAGCCAAAUGGCAGGAGACAUGGAGCAGCAGAUUCCUGCGAUAUCUGUCCCCAUGCAAGACAUACCUCCCAAUGCAACAGCACAAGUGGUCCAUUCAGCAGGUCGGAGGUUCAUCGUCAGUCCCGUACCUGAAGCCAGGCUGAAGGAGCAAAUGUUUCCCACCUCUCCUCCUGCCCCUGCACCUCCUGCUGAAACAGGUUCUCCAGCUCCAGCUCAGACUCCAGGCCCAGGCUUGGCAUUGUCCCAGUCUGCUGGAGCGAUCAACUUACAACAAGCCUUCUCUGAGCUCCGACAGAACCAGAAUCAGUUUGAUGCUGGUCCCAGUACUGCCCCAGCUUCCAUCCACUCCACCCAUCCUCCUCUGCAGUCUGCAGCAGCUUCUGUCCCCUCACAGGCCAGCACGGUCACUCCCACUGUGGAUCCUACUGCUGGACUUGUCCCUUCCAAUUUAAACCAGACACAGGAGCAGGUCUUGGAGUCCUCUUUUCCUCCCCCUUCCUCCUCCUCCUCCACCCCUUCCUCUUCUCCCGCUGUCUGCCUCAGCCCUCCUUGUUCCUCCUCUCCCCCUCCAACUGUGGUGAAUCAGUCCAUCCUUCAGUCACAGGUACUCUCACAGCCGGGGAUGCAGGCUGUGUCCCAACCCCAGGGACAGGUGCAGGUUCAGGGCCAAGCACAAAUUCAGCCCCAGGCUUUCAGCCAGCCUCAGUCUCAGACAGUUUCGGCUGUCAUUGCUACUUCAGUACCUUCCAUUUUAACACCGGCCAGCAUCCCCAGCACAAUGUUCACCUCCCCUCCUCCUCUCCAGACUGCUCCCCUGGUAUCCUCCCCUCCCUCCUCGACUCUUACAACCAGUGAAGUCUCCUCCGAUCGUCAGACAGUCUCUCCCACCUCCUCCACCCCUUCCCUCUCCUCCUCUGUCAUUCCCACUACUGCCAUCCCAGGCCCCCAGCUCGCUCCUGCUGCUCCCUCCCACCACACUCUGACUUCCACUUCCUCCUCCUCAUCCCCCUCCACUGUGGGACUCCAGCCAGUGACCACCAGUGUUCCUUCAGUCCAGCCAACUUUGGUCCACUCCCAGCCGCAGACAGCAGCCCUGCCCGGACAGACGCAUACACACUGUGGGGAAUGUGAUGCAAGGUGUGAAGCGUCCGCUGAGUCCCAAGGCAAACCUGAUGACAUCCAAGCCCUGGAGAAGAAGCUGCGAUCACUCUUCAUGGACCUUGGUGGAGGGGUGCCACCCACCCAGGGAGAUAUCUUAGCUGCUGACCCUUCCUCUGGAGCUGUGGCAGGUACCUCGUCCCCAUUGGGCCCCUGCUCUAUCUCCAGUGCAUCUGUCACAACACCUGGCUCCAGCCAGCCAGCCAAUCCCCCUCAGCCCCCAUCCAGCCUUGCGCUGGGGUCACCUGCUCCAAUCCAGGGCCCCGGAACACCUAUCUCCACCCCUGCGCAGAUUGUGAUCCCUGCUUCAUCCUUUGGCCAGACCACUCCAUCCAAAACCCCCUUAUCAAGGGCACCGGCCAGUUCUCCUUCUUCAGAACUCCUGCCAUCUUUCCCCGGACCCUGUAUAAUACAGUCCCAGCAGCCUCUGGAGGACUUGGAUGCUCAGCUGAGGAGAGCACUGAGCCCAGAGACUGUUCCUGUCAGCACACACGCACAGGCUUCUCACAGUGGCAUACCUUCAGCGGGACACAUUCCCUUCUCUCUGGAGGAAGAAACUGUGUCCUCUCAUGGUCCUGGAAUUAAACUGGGAAGAUUUCAGGUCUUGCUGGCCACUGAGGAACCUCCUGUCAAACCGCCGGCAUGCACAGAAUCUUCCUCCACCACCUCCUCGUCUUCUUCUUCCUCCUCAUCCUCCUCCAACCUCUCCAGCCCAGAGAAUACACUGCACAAGUGCUCCUUGUCCCCUCUAAGGGCGGGAGGAGGAGGACAAGGAGGGGAUGUUGUCGACGGACUUCCCCAAAGGACUUUUGGAGGGUCCCAGCACCCCUCUCCCUUUGCUUCCCCCUGCCCCUCUCCUAAGCCCACCACUACCAUCGGACGCUUCCAGGUUACCACCAACCCUGAGGCCCGAGUUGGUAGAUUCUCAGUCAGUCGUGCCCAGGAGCAAAGUCUUGAGUCAAGGCAGACCCCUCCACCCACUCCCCAGGCUAGUAAUGGACCCAGUGAUCCGGGGCAGGUUUUGAGUCCAGACUCCACACAUAAAGCCUCUCUGCCGAGUCUAAACAACAACUCCUUCAAUAACUCCUACAUCAGCAGUGACAACGACUCUGAAUUUGAGGAUGAAGACUUCAAACGGGAAGUCAGCCGCCUCAGAGAAAAGCACAUGCGAGAGAUUCAAGCGCUCCACUCCCGCCAAAAGGAGGAAAUAGACCGUCUCUUUACCAAACUUGGAAAGGUUCCUCCAGCCGCAGUCGUCCCUCCAGUUAUAACCCUGACAGGCAGGAGGAGACGACCUACCAAAAGCAAAUCCUCCAAAUCGUCCAGAACCAGCUCCACGCACGGCAGCAAGAGUCCGUUACAGCCAGGCAGCACUUUAUCCGCCCAGAGUGUCCCCACCAUGUACCCUGGUCAGCUGGCUCUGUUAGCCCCAGGAGGACUAGCCGAUUCAGGCAGCAGUAGUCUGCUCCAGCCUCUCAAACCCUCUCCCUCCAGCAACAAUCUGUGUUCGGCCUACACCAGCGAGGGGGCGCUCUCUGUUCCCAGCCUGUGUGCUCCCACCCCAGGCUGUGUAAAGUUCAGCUGGGGUUCGGAGCGUUUGGCCUUCAAGCCUGGCGGCAGGAGGACGCGCUUUCUGAGUACGCCCUGCUUGGCUCUUUGGAAGAUGGUGAAAAAAGUCUGCCCCUGCAACCAGCUCUGUAGGACUAAUAGCACCAAUGCCGUGAGCGGUUCAGGUGGUUUGGGUCAGAGCCAGGGAGGCUCUCAGUGUCUGCCCCCCAGCAUGUCAGCCUCCCAACAGAGGAAAGGAACCUUCACCGAUGACCUCCAUAAACUGGUGGACAACUGGGCCAGAGAUGCCAUGAACCUCUCACAGGGGAAGAGAAGUGCCAAACAGCUGCAGCAGGCCCCAGCACAGGGACACAGCUACGAGGUCAUCCAGUCAGCCAGUCUGGGCAGGAAGUACUCUGCCCCCAGCCAGCUGUGUGCCAGCAGUAUUGGAGGCUCAGCCCACCUCCCUGCAAACCCCACCACCGCUACCUCUCUGGCCGCCCGCAAGGGCUCCCUGUGCCACCCCCCUGCCUCCUCCACUCCACCUCAACCCCAACCACCCCAGUUCAUCCACUACACCCCCACCGCCACCUAUAGCGCACAAUGGUCUGGUCCGGCUCACGGCUUAUCAGCCCCACACCAGGCCUCUGCACAGCCUGGGCCCCUACUUGUCAGCACCUCUCAGCCCUUGGGUCCCUACCCUGCCACAGUUGGCGGCCAGGGCCAGAUUCCCGGGCAGGGGCCUCUCCAGGCUUUCCAUUCGACCAAUGCUCUGCAGAAGUCAGUCAGCAACCCAGGAGGACCAAACCUGAGGACCACGUAGGGCCAUGGCUGAGGGCUGGUGUGAAUCCCGGCCUGCUUGGACUGGACUGGUGUGAAACAGAGUGUUAUGCGUUUGAUUGGCUGAAGGGGCUGGCAGUGUGGAGAACAAGGACUUUGAAAUGAUAGAAGCUGACCUGUUCAAGAGAAGAAAAGAAAAGAAAGGAAAUGAGGAGGAUUGAGGAAGUCAGAAAUGCGAUGAGGCCAUCUCCACACUUUGUGUGAUGCAUCUGACACAUGCAGUCACACAAUCUCCCUUUAUGCUGUGUUUGACUGUGUUCGACUUGUGACAGCCAGCCAAAUGCUCAAGGAUAAAGGAAAAGACUCAUGAGUGCAAUGUUAAAAGGCCAAAGAGGUUUUGACAGGGUGUGGGACUGGUGUUGAUAAAUGUUUGUGUGUGAGGUAUUGAGGUAUUGCAUAUAGGCACAUAUGGCUCGGCCACGCUUGUUCCAUUUCAUGUUCUAAACUGAGGUCAGGUCACACCAUCACCCUCUUGCGACGGUGGAGGGGGAGUUGUUAGAUCACGUUGAGAGGGGAGGAAUGUGGUGGACAGCUUUUACACGGUCAACUUAAGCUCUUGUAUCCACACUGCACCUCUUAGUAGAUUCAACAAUGUGUUUUUUUUUCUAGAUUUGAUAAAGAAACAAAAUGGACACUCUAUAAAGAGGUGACUGAUGGAUACAAAGGGAUGCGUGGCUGACCACCACAUUAAGCUUGUGUUUCUUAGUGUUCAGUGUGAACAUCAAACAACACAUCACUCAAAAAUCAGUGAUAGCAGUUUACAUCCUUUAAAUUCGUGCAUUUGUGAGGAAGGCUGCAGAUGAUAAAAGCUUUGAGAGCUGAGUUCAUCUUUGGUUUAGGGAGUGUUUGUUCCUCAGUAUUCAAAAUUCAAAACUCAAAUUUUUCUUAAUCCUUAGAAGCACACAAAAAAAUUCCCAAACAAAUCAAAUGGCACACUGAGACUUUGAACACCUGAAGCUGAGCUGAACUUGAGCCUGGUUUAGAGUAAGUCCAGCACCUGGGGUGGAGUUUUGACUCGUCAGCGUGAGAAAAACCGUGACAGCUAACUCCUCUUGUCACCGUCUGUGUCUUGGUCCUUCCUUGUUUGUUUAUCCACAACGCAAACAGAUGGAGGGGGAUGGAGGAGGGAUAAUAAGAUGUGGAGGGAGAACAGCAAGAGAGUGUUUGUGUUAAAUAACAUCCAAACAAUCCAUCUGUUUCGUGUUCCAGUGUUUACUUUCGGGAGCAUUCAAGUGAAGUACUGAACGGACAUGACGGAUGCUUCCGCGCGCCAGACGCCUCUUCACCGUCACAGCUCCACCUCUUCCACCUCUUCCACCGUCCCUCUCUCUGCCUUUCUGUUGUCAUUUGAAGCAAUAACAGCAGCACCCUUUUAGAGAAAAAAAACAAAACGUCCAAACAUGAGCGAACUCAGCGUGAAAAAGUGGCCUUGUCAUCAGAAUAAUUUAGACUCCCUGUACAGUUAGUUUGUGUCUGUUCAUUUUGUAGAAUGAUGAUUCCAUUUUGUCCUUUUAUUUUGCUUUUGUUUUGUCGGGUUCGUUGUGCUUGCUGCCCCCAGCCAGACACACACACACUCACGCACUCUCUCUCUCUCACACACACACACACACACACACACAAAAUGCAUGAGACAUAAACGCACACACCUGCACACACACACACAGUCAUGCAAAGACUCAUGUAAAUACACACACGUUUUCUGAGACGUAGCAGCUGUAACAGACGUAAACCCACAGACUAAUGCCUCAGUUCUCAUUAUCAUCAUUAGGUUUGGUUUCAACGUUUGUGUUGAAAUGAUCGCAAUGUACAUUAUUGUCAUGAUUAAUGUUGUUAAUGAUUAUUAUUCUAUUUAAAAAGAAACAAAAAACAAGAACGUGUUCUGUCAACGGACCUGUUAUGCGCUCACAUCGGUGUACGAUGUGGAAACACUGUGAUUAUUGUUGUUUAUUAUUAGCAAAUGUUGUUGGACAACAUUAGUUUUAGGGUGAAAUGUCACAAAUAAAAAACAAAACGAAAAACAAAAACAAAAAAAAAAUGCAUACAGAGAGCGGCUUUGGGGUCCUUUCACUUUCAAUUCACUGCUUUCAGCAAAUGGAUUCUCAUCAAAAUGUGAAAAUUGCAAAAAAAACCAACAAAACAAAAAAUGCCUGCUUUCAGUAAUCGUCCUUACAUCCAGUUACUGAGGACGCUGAACCAAAACAGAUGCCUUACCGACAACAAGUCAACUUCAGCUUGAGUUUGUCUUUACAACUGACUGAAUUGAAAGUCGAAACUGACCUCCAAGCCCGACUAUAAAGACAAACCGGGGUGAACAGCAGGAUAGUUGACAUUUAGAUAAUAAAGUAAUGCUAGCUAUUUUUUGUUUCUUAAUACAGUACUUAUAUAUCAGACACUUUAAAUAGCCCUCCUCUUCCCUUUCUCCCCUGGUUUUGUUAGAUGAAUGUGAAUGUAUAAACCAAUGGUGUCCAUUUUAAUGUACUUGAAAAAAGAAAUCUGUCUUUUUAUUUUUGCUUUAUUUUGCUUCCCCCUGACCCCCCCACCCCUCCCUAGAGCCUCUGGUGGUUACCGGAGACACUUACUAGUGCCUUGCAUCCUUCCUGUUGCUUGUUUCGUUGGGGGUUAAGGACUCGGGUUAAAGUAAGCACACUUAGCAGCUUGUGUGGAGAAUUUUGGGGUGUCACUUUGAGGUCAGUGGUGACGAGUGGACCCGUUGUUAGUGGAGAUGCAGUAAUGAUGGCCGUUGUUAGCUGCUAGAGCUCGAGUUUGUGGUUAAUGCGCUUUGAUUUCGGCAAACUGAGAGUGUGUUUUCCACCCAGAAAGUAAGAAUGUUUCCCCGUGGAUUCGAUUAACCAUACAACUUAGCUCUUUGAACUGACCGCGUCUAAGGCCCGGGUUACACCACCAACACGAUGAAAGACGGAGAGAACGUCAGUGCCAUUAUUUUCAGGGUUUUAAAUGUAGAUAUUGGGAAGAAAAAAAAACCUUUAAAGAUAUUUUUUUUCAGUUUUAAGGAGGGAGUUGUUGAAGAUUGUAUUUGAAGCUUGGACCACUCUGUACUUUAGAGGUGUUGACCCAGGUGAAAGGUAUUGUCACCAGAGGACGCAUUGGUGCAGUGAGCUAUAGCUACUUUGUUCUAAUGUUGACAUAUCUGAUCUGUUUUUGCCAAAACUAACGAUGCGGUGGCCUCUCGGAUAAAAAAGCAAACGAAAUUUCCUGGCACAAUUGUACUGUUAUUCAGUGAAUGGUGAGUGCAGACAUUUGCUACAGCAACUUUACUGUAGGAGAAGGCACAUCUGCUCUAAACGUCACAUAGAUUUGCAGUGAAAUCACCACACCAUAGUGGGAAGGCCAGCCUAAAACUAAGCAGACUGACCACAGAGUCUUGAACACAUGCAUACAUUUGCUAUGCAGUCUUUAAAAGCCCUGAAAAGUUUCACACUCGAAAAACCAGAUAAUCUGCUUUAUCAGGUUUUGACAGCGACCGAAACUCCUGCCAACUUGUAUCAGAUGCUGAUGAAUCCUGAUUGGUGCAUGGAAGCACCUUUGUGCGCCACUUAAACUCUGCCCAUUUGAGAUCAGUGAGGAGACGACAGAGGAACAAAGAAAUGCAGAAAUUCUUGUGCGAAAUAACAAAAACUGUCCAAAUUUUGCUAUAAGAUUGCAUUUUCAUCUUGGAGCCUGACAUUUAUAAUAAGAAGCUGAUUGAGAGUUUAACUGUUAAGAAAAACAUCCAGAAGAGCAGGACCACCGUGUUGCCCCUCUGGUGUAAUAUGUUGUUAUCCAGUUUUUAUCCCCCUAAGAAAGGUGUUGGCUGUAGAGUUGCUGCUAAUGGGCAAAAAAAGACUGCCAGAGGUAUGAAUAUCUUCUCAUUGACUCUUUUUCCCACUGUAUGUGUUUGGAGGUGCACCGAUGGGAUUUCACUCCCAAAAAAAUUAAGAUAAAGUGUGUGAACAUGAGAGCAUCACAGUGUUAGAGGUGGUGUUGGUGGUGGUGUUGAUUGUACUGGUGGUGAUGCAUUUAUGGUGGUUUUGCAUUCAAAGCCUUUUACAUCCUGUCCUCUUUUUCUCUUUUUCACAUCAGUGCAAAUGAAACAUAUCUGGUACAAACUCUGACAUUCACUUCACAUCUUUGUUUUGUUUUUUUAUUGCUGGCAGUGCGUGUUUUGGAUUCACAUAAAACACAUGAAAAGGUUACUUUGUAAAGUUUGUACAAAAAAAAAAACAUUGCUUUUGCCUCUUUUGGGGGGGAUAAUUUCCAUUUCUCAUGGAUAAUAAUGCAACAUUUUUACUACUAGGUAAGUUUGGUUGAAGCUGUGAAUAAUCAUUGAGCCACUUUGCUUUAGUUAUGGUUAAGAGCAUUCUGAUUGCCAUGAUCUGUUAAAAGAAGUCAGAACUUUAACGAUGCCAUAGACUUGGCGCCAUUUGAUUUUGUGUCAGUGGAGCAGAGACAUCAGAAGUAAAUAAUAAAAAAUAAUAAUUUAAAAAAAAGCGCAAUUGACUUGCCUUAACUCACUGGAGUCGGUUUGGUUUCCAGGCGGAUUUUCGCUUUGUGAUCGCUCGAGCCUCAAAUGAUUUCCACAGUAGAAGCUUGACGAUACUUUGCUGUGUCUCGACUACAUAAUUACUAUGAAAGCAAAGCCUGCUGCAAUGCAAUGUUAUUUUAAGUCACAGUGUGCUAUCAAGCUCUGAGGUUACAGUUGCUUUUGACAGUCUAACACACCUGCUGGAGGACUCCAGUGGGUGCAAUUAUUGUGAUUUUAUUUUAUUUUAUUUUUUUUUUGUAGUGGAGGACUCUUACUGUGAAAGGCUUGAGAGUUAUCCAGUGCGGGCACUCUUAUUAUGAAGUUUAUUGAAGCAAAGGGGAAAAGUAGGCUUUCUUUUUCUGGUCACAUACAUACAUUGUAGCAGUUUUCAACUCACUCACAUCAGAUUUCACAGUUUUCUAUUUGCCUGUUCAGGACUCACCAUCCUAUUUAUGCUUUUUACUGUAGAAGUGUGAAUACAACGAUGCAUACACACAGAUUCAUUCAGUGCUUCUCCUUGCGUAGCUCGCUCCUGUGGAAUGACGCCGAGUCUCGAGCACAGCAGCAGUUUCUCCUGCAGACUGUUACUGAACACGUCGGUCAUGUUUCUGCUCUCUCUGAUGCGCUCAUGUUUUAUUGUUUGUAGUUCUCACUUGUUUUUAUCAGCUGUUUUAAUGUCUCUAGCAGCACCUAACUUAAUUCAGUGUUUGCAUUUUUCUGUAUCGUGUUUGACAUUGUACAAAGUGGUUGGAUUAGAGGAAAAAAAAUCACGUGGGUGAAUGGAUGAGAGAAAAUACAAAAAAAAAAUACGUGUAGGGACUCAUCUGCAGCCUUUAAAGGUAUGUUUUGCACUAAGUAUAGAGUGUUCAAGCUUCAUAUUAAAAAUAAAACAAAUUUUGCGCUUUGCGCUACAAUACAAUGAAAUUUGUUACUUUAUUUGUAAAAACUUAAUAAAUAAAAGUUGUUUAAAUGAA